Messenger RNA from Phascolarctos cinereus (koala), 5117 nucleotides. NCBI's taxonomy places the organism in Eukaryota, Metazoa, Chordata, Mammalia, Diprotodontia, Phascolarctidae. The record is from RefSeq and is a predicted model, not a curated record.
ACACACCACCCCCACGCCACGCCCGGGCGGAAUCAAAGCGAACCAGCUCUUGCCCACGUCGCGCCACCCUCUCUCCGGGGCCGCAGAGCCCCCGCGCCGCCGGACAGCCCGUGGCCUCGGAGGUGCUCAGACCCCGGCAUCUCUGGCACCGCGCCCUAAAGGUGCGGGCAGGGCCUCGCCAGGGAUUGUGGGUAAGCGCUUUAAAAGAUGUCCCCGCGCGCCUAGUCGGCUAGGAGCAGUCCAGCCGGGCUCCUGUCAGCGCCAUGCCACUGUCGCUCACCAAGCGCGGCCUUAUGCUGCUGAUGCGCGCCACAGGCUUCUUUAUCCACCUCUUCGGCAUUGCUGCACGAGCCUUCGACUUCCCCCUGCGCCACCGCGGCUGCCGUAUAACCCAGCCCAUGAGCAAGCUCCUGCUGCUCCUGUCAGGGGCGCAGCUAGCGAAACUCAUCCGCCGCAGGAAGGUGAAGUGUACAGAUGUCAUUAACACAUAUAUUGACUGAAUAAAGGAAGUGAACCCAAUGAUCAAUGCAAUUGUCAAGGAUAGAUUUGAGGCUGUUCAGCAAGAAGCCUUGGCAGUAGAUAGGCUGUCAGAGGAACAAGAAGAUGAAGCAACACUAGAAAAGAAAUGGCCCUUCUUAGGGGUCCCUUUGACUGUCAAGGAAGCCUUUGAGUUGCAUGGAAUGCCCAAUUCUUCAGGCCUGGUGAACCGUCAGAAUGUUGUCUCCAAAUCAGAUGCUGCAGUAGUGGCAUUGCUAAAGCAAGCUGGUGCCAUUCCCCUUGGAGUGACCAAUUGCAGUGAGCUUUGCAUGUGGUAUGAGUCCAGCAACAAUGUCUAUGGCAGAACCAACAACCCAUAUGAUGUGCAGUGCAUUGUAGGUGGUAGUUCAGGGAGCAAGAAAAAAGUCCCAGCUGUCCAAUGUCAGAUAAAAAGGUUCCAGCACAAAAAAAUAAAAUUCUACUGGAUGGAACAUGAUGGUGGCUCAUUUCUAGUCUCCCAAGUGGACCAAGAACUGUUUCAGGCCCAACAGAAAGUGGUGAGACAUCUGGAGACUGUGCUAGGUGCCUCAGUUCAGCAUGUAAAACUUAGACAAAUGAAAUACUCUUACCAGAUCUGGGUCACCAUAAUGUCGGCCAAGAACCAUGAUGGCACGGAAACGGUGAAAUUCCAGGAGCUGCUAGGAGAUCAUGGAAAGCCUGUGUGGCCCCUCUGGGAACUGGUGAAGUGGGUCCUUGGGAUGUCAACAUACACCAUCCCUUCUAUUGGUCUGGGCCUGCUGGAGUCAGUUCUCAAACAUGACUCUCAAACCUAUGCCAAGUUUGAAGAAUUAAGGCAAAACCUUUGGUCAGAGCUUGUAGGCAUGCUGGGAAAUGAUGGGGUCUUCUUAUACCCCUCCCAUCCUCAAGUGGCUCCUAAAUACCACUUCCCUCUGACAAGGCUUUUCGACUUUGCUUACACAGGCAUCUUCAAUGCCCUGGGCUUGCCUGUGACUCAGUGCCCACUUGGCCUGAAUAGCAAGGGACUUCCUCUGGGUAUCCAGGUGGUAGCUGGUCCCUUCAAUGAUCACCUGACUCUGGCCAUGGCUCAGUACCUGGAGAAGAGUUUUGGUGGCUGUGUCUGUCCUGGAAAGUCCUAGAAUGACCUUUCCGCAAUUCAGAUUUAUACAAUUUGUGAGUAACAAAGAGCUAAGAGGAAUAACUAACAUUCAGUUCAAAAAAGAUCUUGAUAAGCUUUUAUAGAGCAAAUCUAACAGAUGAAUGAAAUUUAAUGAUGGAUAAAGUUCAACAUCUGGAUUCAAGAAAUCAAUGGCACAAGACAAUGGAGAAAACAUGACUAGACAAUUCAUGUGAAGAAGAGUUGGAGGCUUUAUUGGACUGUAAGCUCCACAUGACCACAACAGCCCACAAAGUGCAAACAAUCUUAGGUUGCAUUGAGUCACGGGGCUUGAGGAGACAUCAUAUUCCUUUUUGGACUCUGUCCUGGUUAAGCCGUAUGGAGUGUUUUGUUCCAUUCUGGCACCAUAUUUCAAGCAAGAUGCAAAUAAGCCUAAGUGUGGGGUACAAGGAAGUAGAAAUCAUAUCAUAUAAGGGAACUUUUAGCCUCUGAGUGUAGCAUCUAUGAUCCUAACAUUUUAAGGAUGUUAGGAAGCAGGAGCUAGAAAUCUAAUCAGCAGUUGGAGCAGGGGACUCUCACUGUUCCUUUCCUUGGAAAGUUAUUUCCCCAUCUCUUCUGGCCAGGCCAUAGUUGUAUUGGCUAGAAGAAUCCUAUCGCUAGCACUAUAGUGGUUGUGACUAGAAGGGAUUGGGGUUCAUUUGAACUCCCCUUUCCAAACAGCCCUCUAUAAUUGUAUUGGCUGAAUGGGGGAUCCUAUUGCUAGCACUGUAGUGAAUGCAAUUAGAAGGGCCUGGAGUUCAUUUGAACUCCCCUUCUUUUGCAUCUUUCACAUUUGGCCAAUAGAUCUCAGUUUAAAAAAAAUGGCUAUUCAAAGGAGAGGGAUAAUUCAUGAGGAUUAGCAAGCAGAGUACCUUCUGAGGGAAACUCCUGGAGCAGUACAAAUGGCUAAAUCUCUUGAAAAUAAUUUCCAGAAACUGAACAUUCAUUUUCAAAACUAACCUUUAACAUUCAUAUGCACAUUUCUAUAAAGAAGAUGGCAGUCAAUCAUAAAUCAAUGCCCUCGUCCUCCCCAGUGAGGGUUUCUUCAUUAGACACAAGAUUCCAUAGCUUUAUAGCUCAUAAAGCCAGAGUAUGGUCUUUAAAAGAUGGAGAGAAAGUAGGAGAGAAAAGAACAGAGAGAAAAUGGAGACUUCACAAGCCUUCAAGGUCAACGAACAUAGAGGGAUUUGUACUGCAGGUCCAGUGGGGCGAAAGAAGAGGAAGAUGAUUAAGGAUAGCUCUUUGUGCAGAGGAGAGGAGGAAAGAGUUACUGAUUGCUCCAUCAUCUGGCCUGACAGGCAUGAUGAGAAAGAGAUGGGGGGGGGGUUGUAUGAGAGAUGCAGCUAAGCAGUGCCCCGCAGAGACAGCCAGCAAGUAUUUGUUAAGUACCUACUAUGUGCCAAGCACUCUGCAAGAGCCUUCCUUACAGUAUUCUUCCCACUCCUCCUGGACACUUGGAAGCUAGUCUGACAAAAAUUGCCCAUUACCUCUUUGGCAUCUCCUUAGACUGCUUGCUGGGAUUUGUAGGCAAAAACUUAACUUGUGCAUCCCAAGCUGUUAUAUAUGUUAUAUUGGAUGGCAACCAACUUCAUUUUGAUGUGCCUCCCUUUUCUAAGAGAUUAUUCUAGUUUGAAUCAAUAAGUUCUUUUCCUGUUAACAACAAAGUGUCUACUUCAAUCUAGGCACGUGGUCUAACAUUGCCUACCUUCUCAAAGUUUUAUUAUGCUGUUUUGAAUCCUUAUGGGGCAGGGGAGGCAAAUGUGCUCCUCCCCUCCUUCCUCAUUAUUCCAUACACUCCAAGACUCCGCAUUGCACAGAAGUUCUGUAUCUCUAGGGAUAUAUGUGAAUCCUGUUUUGAUGUUGGUCCAUGGCCUAAGAGCUUAGUGAUUAAGACCAUCAAUAAUGAGCUCCCCCUAAUGCUGCAGAAAGAGAAUAUGAAAGAUUGAGAGCUUAGAAAAAGAUGGCUGAUGAUUAGUAGCCCACAAAGACUAAUUAAGCACUUCCCAACCAAUGCCCAUCCUUCUCAUGUCCAGAUGGUGAAGAAAAAAGGGAAAAUGAUGACCACAUAGUUGUUGUUGAGUCGUGUUGGACUCUUUGUGACCCCAUGGACACAAAGGCCCUUCUAUCCUCCACUCUCUCUCAAAGUUUGUCCAGGCUCAUGUUUGUUAUUUCCAUGACACUAUCUAUCCAUCUCAUCCUCUGCCAUCCCCUUCUCCUUUGGCUUUUGAUCUUUUCCUACAUCAGGGUCUUUUCCAAUGAGUCCCAUCUUCUCAUGUGGCCAAAGUAUUUCAGCUUCAGCUUAAACCACAUAGUUAUGGGUCUCGUUUUCCCUGAGUGGUGAUUUGGGGUUGCCAAGUUCUGCUGUAUCUAGAAAGCUGUUCUAUGGCAAGUUUCUUUUAGAAUUGAAUUAGUCGGAUUUCUGAGCCCUGGGUGCUGGCUUGUUUGAGCCUUAAAAAGCUGAUCAUUGGAUCCUGCUGGCAAUUAAAGCCCAUGAAAAGUAGUUCUUUCCAGAGCUUCAGGGUUCCCCGAUUCAGCAUGCAUUUUAACCACAAGUUCUUUCCAGAGUUUGAGGGCUCCCUGGUUCAGCAUGCAUUUUAACCACAAGCACAUAGAAUUUUAUAGCUAAAAGAGGCUUCUGAAAUCAUUUAUUCCAAUUCCUUUGUCUUAUGAAUGUGGAAACUAAGGUAAUAUUGGACAAGUCACCUGUGUCUCAGUUUUCUUAUCUAUAAGAUGAGGGGAUUGGACUAUAUGGCCUCUUCUCCUUCUAGCUUAAAAGCCCAUGUCCCAGAAGGCAAGGCCAAGCUAGAACUUGGACUUGUGGCCUUCUGCUUUCUUGUCAUACCUGUCCCCAUACCUUCUCCCCCCAGGGCUACCUCACAUCCCUCUGAAGUUCAAGGGCUGAAGUCAAUGCAUUUGCUGCUUUUCCCUUUUUAAAAAAAGAUUUCCUUUCUAUUAUCAUGAACUUGACAAAUGCCAACAAAAUGAACAUUUUCCUAUAUAAAGAACAGAAAAAAGAAGAUUGUAUAUGGAGUUGUAAAGCUCCACUAGGUACAGCUUAGGAAGUUUUUGUGUUUUUCAAAGUUUAAUUCAUACCCACCAAAUUGUCUUGAGCAUCAAUUUCCAUGUACUUUCUGGGUCCAGACUGUCUUCUCACCUUGUUCCUAUGUUUCACACCCAACCUUUUUCUUAGUUCUCUCAGGUUUUCCUUACUACUGUUGCUGUACCCUAGUAAAUGCUUCAAUCUUUUCUCCAUGUAGCUCUUGUUGCUGCUUGCCUGAUCUUAUCUUCAGUAGGGCCAUGUUCAGUGCAGACAUUUAAUUGCAACUCUCUCUUGGCUAAAAUAUGAGUUUCCAACUCUAGGUCCUAAUUGACAGAUUUGGAAAACAAAUGACACAAGUAAAAGCCACACUGUUGCUCUUGAAGCACAGAGUAUAUCUAACAAAUAAAGUCUGGGCAAUUCUGUUUC